UGGAGCAAUUUUCGAUGCAUAUUAUCUAAUAAACAAAUAGUACAGAACUAUUACACAGAGACCCUAAUCUCCUAUUUAAGUUCUUGCUCACCAAUCCACACUCACAGCAUUUCAUUUUCAUUUCAGCCCCUAAACCAAAUCACCCUUCCAUCUCUGUUGAUAUUACUAUGCCUGCUCGCAGAGUUCGAAAUAACAGGGGAGAGCCUAACCUCUCACAAAUUGUGUUCAGGCAGGGCGGAGCCGGAGACCUCCAGCAACAACGAUACCGCGAAUUCUACCAACGUUCAAUAACAUCUACGCGAUACGUUGAUGAGAAUUGUUUACGCGAUUUGGGGAUGCUCGAUACUGUGCAGCGGUUGCUUGAUAAAUUGGGUCUCACUAAAGCAUGCACACUAAACUUACCCACCUAUGAAGCAUUAACCUUGGAAUUCUUAAGUUCCUACUCCUACAACACACCUCCUGGUGCUGGUAUGCAUCUUACCGGAGCAGCGAAUUUCAGAAUGUUUAACACAGAAUAUACUGUGGAUCAAGAGACUCUGAGUGAGAUACUCCAGUUCACUCGUGGAGAAGAUGUGAAUUACCGAAUUCCUCCGGAAAUGGAUUGGACAGCAACAUCAUUCGCAAUAUGGGAACGUAUAGCCGGUGAACGUCCUGCUGGUUGGGACGAACUUCUCUCCACUCAUAUCCACAAUCCUUGCAUCCGUUACUUUCACCGCAUCUUAGCUAAUACCAUUUUUGGAAGAACCAACAAUAACAGGGUAAAUUCCAAGGAGAUGUUUUUCUUUCACUGCGCUUUUGCACGGAACUGCAGGAUAAACGCUAGCUCGUUUCUCAUGGCUCACAUUCAAUCUCUUGUCGCGAGGGAUGGAACUAAUGUACCUUUCUGUAUUGGAGGUAUAGUUACAAGUAUAGCACUCCAUCUGAACUUGGGGGACAAAUUGCAAAAUUUACCUUCACUACCAGCCGUUUUUAUGGAUAUCGACAACUGUCGAGCUGGUCACCUUAUCAAGGUAAGAGAAGAAGGAGGAUAUAAUCUCAUGGUGCGGAAUAGGAAAGUUCCGAGCGUCAUUUUGCCAAAUCCAGCCAUUACCAGAUUAACCGAUAGGAACAAUUGGUUAUACGAUCUAGAUGCACCUGCCCCUGGUGCAAAUGUGCAAGACAUCGAAGGUGGGGCGCAUAUUGAUGAGCCUGAUGAGAUGGAGCAGGGUCCACCUGAAGAAGAUCAACAACCACCUGCCCGACAGGUUGCAAGCACCUCCACCCGACGCCGUCGACGAAGUGACCGUGCUCCUGCUACUAAUGAUGACAUUCUAGCGGCCAUUAUGCAAAGAAACGAAUUGGAUGCUCAGAGAGAUGAAAGGAACCAGACACAGCUUACUAAUAUGAUGAAUCUCAUGCAGCAAAUCCAACACGAAUUGGCCAACCAAGGAGAGCAGGUAACAGGCGUCAUAACUGAAUUGAACGCUUUGACCUUGCGUGUGGGGGACUUGCAGGAUUAUAUCCAUCAGGUGGGCAUACCGGAUCAUCACGUGGCACAAAAUGGACGGGGUCGAGCAAGGACUCCUGGUAGAGCACGUGGCAGAGGCAAUGAGGGAUGAUUUUUCAGUUUUCUACCUUCCUUUCUUUGCAUUGGAGACAAUGCUCAGUUUAAGUGUAGUUUAAGUGUAGCUCAGUAUUAGACAAAUUCUGUUUGUUUCAAAUGAUGGUUGGUGGUUUUGCCAUGAUAAAAAAUAGUCUUUUAACCUCUUGUAGGUAGUUGUUGUUAUUUAACCACUUAUAUGGUAGUUACUUUACAUAAAAGUGUCUGAUACAUUGAGAUUUGAAGUACUUAUUCUAUCAAUAUUUCUUGCAUGAUUAGUUUUGGGGUCAAUUAAUACUUAUUCUAACAACCUUCCAUAUCAUGAAAGUCUGAUUGUGUUUCAUCUUCUUUAACUCCAUUUCAAUCAAUUUCUUGUUUUGAAUUUGUCAGAUGAAGGAGUUUGGAGAGCAAGUAUGAAAAAUAUCGUUUUAAAGAAAUAUUUACUUCAUUUUAAAGUUUUUUAAUGGAGAAAUUGGUAUCUGCACUAUUCUUUUAAUCAUAUCUUAUUUAUAUUUGUAUAAAGUAUGUAUUGUGUGAUUCUCUCGAUUGACAGAUUAUAAUUAGUGCACUUGGUUUACUUAUGAUUUGAGUUUUUCGCAGGUUGGGAUAUCAGGAUCAUUACUCCGAAACAAAUGAAUAUCCAACAUUUUUUAUUUCAGAUUGGUGGCUCACUUUCUGUCAUCAGGCAUUUCAGGUGUUGCUCGUCGGGCGGUGCUGGAGCCUUCUUCGGUUAGUCUUGUAGCUGCUAUUCUCAUGGGUGUCGUCGUUCCACCCCGUUUGUUUGCAGAAUUCUGUUCUCUUUUCGGUCUUCUGGCGCAAUAGUUUGUUUAGGGAGCUGUUGGAGUGUAAUGGUUCGGGAGUUGCGUGAUCACCGGUCUGGGGCAAUCCACGCCGAGCAUGGCUGCAUUUACAAAGGCGAGGGUUGUGGCUGCUAAGAUUUUCGAAAUAAUCGCUCGCAAGCCUGGAACUGACAGAAAUAGUGAAUCAGGAUUGGAAUUGGAGACGGUUACUGGACUUGUGGAGCUGAUAUCAAUCCCACUUCUGGGCUGUUUCAAAGCUUCGUGAGAGUAAAUCAAAUGAUAAGCGAGUUUCAAUGUUUACGACAAUGAAGAGACUCUAUGUGAGAGCGGACCGUGGAUGGAAGCUUUGCAAGCGGGUUGGCCAUGAAGGUUGCCAUCAAGAUGGAAUUUAGGAUCACACAGCCGGUAACAUUCACUCAUUGGCGUUUCCCUUUUGAAAACAAUUUUUAUCUCAGAUAUUUCAUUAGUCUACGAAUAUAGGUUUAUGAUGUGAGCAAACUGUAUUAUAUGAUGUAAUGAUUUGUUCAAAGCUGUUGAUUCUUACAUUUUCUUUUACUUUCUGAUUCUGAUUUUGUGCCGACUGUUUUGGUUGAACCAAGAACUGGAAAUACCAGACCGGUUCUUGUCCUAACGCAUGCUUGGUGCAAACCAGAUGCAGGUAUCAUUUAACCUAACCUAUCAUACUAUUGGAUAUUAGGAAUUAAGUCACUGAGAUGACAUGUCUUUGCUGUUAUUAUUAUUGUCACAACUACUAAUGUAAGUCAACUACUCUUCAAUUUCGCAGAAUUCUGAAUAUGAUAAAUUUUGGACCAACUAUAAGGAAUUCACUAUUUUUAACCCUUAUUUGUUUGCCUAAAAGUAGCAACAUGACUGGUAAGCCUUUGACAUGUUUGUAAUGCAUCACUGUUUCUGCACAACUAUUGGAACGACACUGAGGUUCAAAAGCACACCAUCUGGCUGCUACUACAAUUGUUGCUCGGGCUGCAAUCGUUCAAACAAGAAUACUUCACUGCCUUUUCAAUGAAAUUGUAACGGUUUCAAUGUCAUCGAAGUAACAAAGUAUAAAAUUGAGAUUGAAGUUCAGCACGAUGGACAUGUCUGCUCCUUCACGUUUUGGGACAAAGCUCGUGUCCCAAUUGUUGGCAUUACAGCUGCCAAGUUGAGAGCUAUAAUGAAAGAGGCUGGGGAAGAUCACCCACAAAUAUACGCUAUCCACCUUGACAGUCUACUGAAGCAAAAGUUGGCCUUUCAUGUGAAGUAUUCCACCUUCUACAAACAAUGCUCGAUUGUCAUGCUUAAUAGAGAUGAACACGUGUACAACAUGAUCCAUGAAUAUAUGAACCCAAAUGAGAUCCUAUCUACUGAGCUCACUUUGUAUAAAACAAGCUCUACGAAUACACCACCACCGUCUAAGAGGGAUGAUGCCACCAUUAGAUAUGAUGAUGCGCCUCCAACCAUGUAUCUAACACCACAAAAUUCUUCCACAUAACUGAAACACAUGAAGAAGGAGUGAUAUGGAGGAGUAAUUUGGAACACCUUCUGUAAUCUGAAGCAGAUUUGUUCAAAGCACCUGAACCGAUUAUUGAAGAGUCAGAGAUUGAUCUGGAUCCCAUGACAGCAGCCAUCUCAAUGAGAUAUCAAAUCUCACUCUGAUUAAUUCUCCAUCCUCGAAUGUUCCUCCUGUUUAUAAGAGAAAUUGAAUGCAACAACAUUGUUGUUCGAGGCAUCACGAUUCUCGCGACUGAUUAUGGUUUAUGGUUUAUGACGCACACUCUUGCAAGAACAAGCAGAUUGAGGACUGUUAUAUAGUGUCCUGGGAUGACUGUGUGGCUGUGAAGAGUGGUUGGGAUGACUAUGGUAUACCUUAUUGAAUGCCGACUACGCAGCUGGUAAUAACAAGGCUCACUAUGAUGUCUCAUUUAGUGGUUUUAAGCUGUUAGUGAUAUUGUUUUUUCCAUUUUUGGUUUUCUGGGUACAUUUGCUUGUGCUGUUGGUUUAUCAGCUGCACUUAAUCUGGGUUGCAAACCUGUUAGAACUUCAAGAACUGAUCGGCUGCACCGCUAGGGCUGGGUUCGAACCUAGGACCUUUGGUUAAGCUGGAAGAGACCCUCUAAAUAUAUAUGAGUUUUGCUAAGAUAGAACCAUUUAAUUUUUAGAAGGAGUACUUUAGGAAACUAUAAUUAAAAAAAUAGUUAAAUGUACUCUAAGAUGUAUGUUAUUAAAACACUUCUUUAAAAAAUAGAAGUGAGUGUAAGUUAACAUCUUUUAUAGACAUUUACUAAAAUAGAUCCAUUUAUUUUUAGGAGUGUGUUAGCAAAUAAUAAUUAAAAUUUAUAAAUACACUCUAAGGUGCAUAUUGCUAAAACAAUCCUUUAUAAAAAUUAAUUGGUCUAUCUUAACAAAACUCAUUAUAUACUGGUAUGUUUGUGAAAGAUUCAUAGGAUACAAUGCAAGAUGCACCAAACCGUUUUUUGUUCAAUGCUCGCAAAACCUAGUUUUAUAUCAGUGGCUACUCAAGCGCUACCAGGGGCGGAGCCAGGACCCUGGGCCAGGGGGUUCAAAAUCUUUUUCUAUCAGUGUCAACGGGAGCAUGAGGUAAACCUAUUUUUCUUUUGAAUGGUUUCAAUGUAGGCUAGAAAUUAGAAUUCAGUUCCCAAGCUGAUAAAAUUAUAUCUUUGUUACAGGAAAUAGUGGAAUAUCUUUGUUGGAGAGAAAUAAAGUAGAAUAUCUUUGUUGUAGAGCUAUAUAUUUACUAUAUAGGUUAAUUACUAUAUAGGUUCUGAGGUGAUAUUUACUUAUAGUUAAUUAUAUUUGCUGCGUAUCAUUAUUUAUUAUCUCUCAACUGAUUGAUUGAUGAGUUGAAUAUAAAUUUGCUAUUAUUAUUUAAGUAUCUAAAUUCAAUGGAAUCAAUAGCCUCAAACUCAACUCAUUGCAAGAAGACACUAAGAAGGUAUGGGUGUUUUCUUUUUCUUUAGUUUUCUCUAUUAUCAAAUAUGAUUUGUUCUCUUUUUCUUUAGUUUUCAUGCAAAAAGAUAAAACUUAUGCUAUAAUUUAUUUGUCAAUAGUUCAAACUCUGAGUUUGGAUGUUGGUUUGUGAGUUAAGGGUGGAGUGUUGUUAGAUAGUGGUGUUGAGAGAAUGUGAAGAAAAUGAAAAUUGAAAUUCAUACAUCAUCUUUUGAAAUAUAUACAACCUAACAACCUUGAAAU
Vicia villosa (hairy vetch) is the source of this 5586-nucleotide messenger RNA. RefSeq lists its product as uncharacterized. NCBI's taxonomy places the organism in Eukaryota, Viridiplantae, Streptophyta, Magnoliopsida, Fabales, Fabaceae. The record is from RefSeq and is a predicted model, not a curated record. The transcript has 8 exons. Bases 168 to 1598 code for a protein of 476 amino acids.